Molecule: messenger RNA, 2071 nt
Organism: Ruditapes philippinarum (Manila clam)
Lineage: Eukaryota; Metazoa; Mollusca; Bivalvia; Venerida; Veneridae
Exons: 2
Coding region: 113-1888 (591 amino acids)
Source: RefSeq, a predicted model, not a curated record
UUUGUAUUAGUAUUACUAAACAUUUUAGUGUUAACAUUUAAGGAGAUAUAAAACUAACGGCAUAUCUAACUGCUUGGGAUGUGGAUUGUUGAAAUACAGGGUAAGUUAAGGUAUGGCAAGCCAUGAAAAUAAAACUGCUAAAAUAAGACCAGGAUCAAAUGAAGAUGCUGAAGAUGAAUUUUCAAGUUUGUAUGUUUCAAUCCGAGAACCUCUUUCUAUAUUAUGUGAAACUAGCAGACCAUCAAUGUCAAGUUCAUUCCUAACUGUCCAAGAUUCUCAUAGUGAAGACGUCAAUGUCUAUAGUGAAAUUGCAGACGAGGAUGUUAAAGAUGAAACAUAUCAUUUACAUUUAAUUGGCGAGGUAAAUAAAUCGGAGGUGAAUAUCAGCAAAGAAAACAUAGCAGAACAAUUUUUAAAUUGCGAAAAGGCAGAUGCAGAAGAUGACUUUUCAAAAGUAUAUGCUUCAAUCCGAGGGCCUCUUCCUUCAGUGUGUGAAACUAGCAGACGAUCAAUUUCAAGUUCAUUCCUAACUGUCAAAGGUUCUCAUAGUGAAGACGUCAAUGUCUAUAGUGAAAUUGCAGAGGAGGAUGUUAAAAAUGAAACAUAUCAUUUACCUUGUAUUGGCGAGGUAAACAAAACGGAGGUGAAUAUCAGCAAAGAAAACAUAGCAGAACAAUGUUCAAAAUGCGAAAAGGCAGAUGCCACCCAUUUCUGCAGAAGCUGUAGACACGCUCGUCAAUAUAUGUGUUAUGUUUGUCUUAAAGAUCACAACCAUUGGCACGAUGAUCAUGUUGUUGUCACUUUAUCUGUGAAAAAUGAAGGAAAUUUAGAACUGCCAGCAAAAGACUUAAAUAAAACAGAAACAAGCAAAGAAGAAAAUCUCAGACAACUUAAAAUGGUUGCGUUCUCAAAAUUGCCUUCGAAAGUUGACAAGGACGGUGAUCAGAACAAAAAGAAAAAUAUUGUAACAGACAUAUCAACUAGAUCAACAGAAAUAAAUGAAAGCCAUAAACCUUUAAAUCAAGGCGGACAAGUAAUCAGCAAGAAAUUUAACAAGGACGAGUUCUAUCCGAGCAUAGCACACGAAUUAAAAACAAAGCAGCGAUGCAAAUCUGAUGGUCAAUUUCAAAAGGACGGAAUAUACUCGAUACGAACGAGUUCUGAUACAAAGACAUGUGCUAUUUCAGGGAUAGUCCAGCUAAAAAAUAAAAAGGUGUUACUGGCUGACUCUAAAAACAGUAAUCUCAAAAUUUUAAAUGAAGAAACCUUUAAAAUUAUUGGUUCUCAUACAUUACCUAGUAGUCCAUACUCAAUGUGCUACGUUAAAGAAAACAGGGUUAUCGUCGCAUGUAUAAACUAUAAAUUUCACUUAGUCGAUUUUAAUGGUGAAAUAGACAUUCAGUUAUUGUUUGAAAUCAAACAUUUGUUUAAUGGUAUCGCUUUUGCUAAACAAAAAUUAUUCGGAUGCACAUCUGACACAGUCGAAGUAUUUAGCGGUACAGGCAAACAAAUUUCUAAAUUGAAACCUGUCGAUGUAACCAAUAUUGAGGACGUGUGUGUAAGCAAAGAAGGAGACAUCAUUUAUUGUGCUGAUGAGAAGAAAGGCUUAGUUGUUCUCGACAAACAUGGAACUGUUGUAUAUAUCAUAUCGGAAAAUUUAUGCCAACCCUAUAGACUGUGUCAUGGACAACGAGGAUACAUUUUUGUUACAGAAACAAAUUCUGAUAGGGUGAUGAGAUUUGAUAUACAUCGAAAAGAUGUGGGACAAAUUGGAAAUGAUGAUAUUUUUAUUUAUAGCCAUAUUUCUUUGUGCCAUGAGAAGAGAAACUAUAGACUAAUAGUUGCUGUGUGGCAAAGUGACAAAAUACAUGUUUAUACUUUUAUGUGAUGUAUUCGUACUAUGAUCGACGUACAAGUUCUAUAGAAACAAUUUAUAUAAAAAAAAACAUUUUAACGAAUAUAACAAUAAUUAUUAAUUAUAAUAUAUAUUUAACCUUUAUCUUUUUAAAAGUAUGUGAUAUGCCUUUAGUUUCUACCAAAAAAAAAGAGAGAAUAAUUUGACAUAUACAUU